This is a messenger RNA of Neltuma alba, 1863 nucleotides long. RefSeq lists its product as uncharacterized. The coding region runs from base 1 to 1863 and encodes 620 amino acids. The transcript has 14 exons. Lineage: Eukaryota; Viridiplantae; Streptophyta; Magnoliopsida; Fabales; Fabaceae. The record is from RefSeq and is a predicted model, not a curated record.
AUGGCUUUUGAGCUUCACAGGCUCGAUGAAUUGGCACCUUCUGUGGAGACCUGGAAAGUUGUGGUGAAGGUCGACAGGGUGUUCACUAGGACUGAGUAUGAUGUUACUGAGAAGGACUUGGGAUAUCCGAAGAAGCUAAUCUCUCUAGAUAUGAUAGUGUUUGACGAACAGGUAUUGCAUCUAUGGGGAGAUAUGGUACGGUGUGUUCUUUUCGGUGACUCUGCUAAUGAGGCAUGGAAGAGUUAUCUGCCUUUGAAAAGAAUGCAUAAACUUGUCACUCUGAUCAACUAUGCAGUGGUGAAUAGGCAGCACGGGAAGUUUUGCCUCAAGAACUAUGUGAAUGCAACAAAGGAAGUCAAUGACUCAACUGACAGAUGGAGAAUUACAGUUCGUGUGAUCAGGAGGUGGAAUGUCUACAAGAAGGAGUCUCCUACUGAGGUUUUUUAUGUGUCCAUGCUACUGAUAGACGAAGAGGGGACAAGAAUCCAAGCUUCUAUCAUGAACAAAAACCUAUUUGAUCGUUUUAGUGCCAUGGCAGUGGAAGGGAUAACUUAUUUUAUGGCUAAUUUCGUCGUCUCUCCAAAUAAUAAGGAGUACAGGGCAACAAACCAUGCUUUCAAACUGACACUAGGUACUUACACAUAUGUGAAGGAAGUACUUGCCCAAAUACCUGAAUACUCUUAUCAUUUCUUCCCUAUUCAUGACAUAAUUAAGAUGAAGGAGAGCAACCAUGUUGACUAUCUUAUUGAUGUCAUUGGAUUCGUUGCAUCAAUUGGGCAUCUAGAGGAGUACAAGUCUAACAAUGAGAUCAAGAACAAAUUGCGAUUGUUGCUGGUAGAUGAGCUUGGCAAUACUGUGGGUUGCGUUCUUUAUGAUGACUGUGCAACCAAUGUCUGCAUGAUGGAUAUUAGCACCAUGCAAUCUCCUGUUGUGAUGAUUAUGCAGCUUGGAAGGAUUGGAUUUGAUGAUGAUGGUAUGGCUGAGAUUUGCAGCUCAUACCAUGCCACCCAGAUUUCAUGCAAUCCAAAGUUUCCAGAAGUCAAGCAUUUUAUCGAUAGUGCUACCACAUUACCCUCUCCUACUAUCAGCACAAUCUCUCAUAUUGCUACUACACCAUCAAAUGAUCAGUCUGCAACUAGCCUGCUCCGUAACCAUCCUUUGAUUUUUGUUGCAGACAUAUGCAAUCAGCCAGCUGAUUCGUUCUUCCUCAUAAAGUGCUUAGUAGUCAAAGUUGACACGAGGCAUGGCUGGUGCUAUGAAGGUUGCUCCAGGUUAAGGGUCCACUACACGGUUGAGGAUUCAUCUGGCAAGGCAACUGUAGUCUUCUUUGACAAACUUGCUUCUAAUUUCUUCCAAAAGACUGCACUUGAGAUGAAUCACACUCUUAUUAAGGAGGAACGUGAAUAUGAUUUUCCUGAUGAGCUAGACCUAAUGGUUGGAAAGACGGUGCUGUUGAAACUUAAGCUGAACAAGUAUAACGUUGACUUCCCAAAUUCUGGCAUAUCUGUUGCAUCAUUCACACAGUGCACUGAUUUGAUGGAUGAAUUCAAUGAGGUUAGCGAUCAGAACACCCAUGCUGAAGAAGAGGCCACUGACACAGUCGUUCCUGAAUCUGUCACUGCUGACCCACUAGUAUUGAAUGAAGUUACUAAUGUUGCCAUCGACGAGAAUGAUGAAGACAGCCCCGGCAUUGAGGAGAUACCUCUGUCUAGGAUAGCUGGCCCCUCAACUUACAGGCCAAAGAGGAAGGUAGCUGGGAAGAGGAUCAUUGGAGUUAAGGAGAAAUGGGUUCGUUCACCCAAUGCCUCACCUAUCAAGACAUCGUCCAAGCCUUUAAAGAGCAUCAAGCAAGAGAAGAACUGA